AUGUGUAUUUUAAACAUUGUAUGCAUUUUGAUGGUAUUUGACAGCUGCUCAAGAAACAUCAACAAACGACCGUCAACAGCAAAAUGUAAACAUUGUACACUUACAUUGUUUUUAAAAAAUUUAGUUUCAGUUUUUGGUGAUUUGUUAUCACAGAAAAUGGUGGAAAAUUCGGUUACUAUCGACUUUGAAUCAGUAUGCCGAUUUUGUCUCACAAACGCUGGUGUUUUCCAAUCAAUUUUCGACCAUGAAAUAGUCGAUAUUGCUGCUAUUGUAAAGACAAUCACCAAUCUAGAAGUUUCUAAAGAUGAUCCAUUCUCCAAGGUGGCUUGUAAUUCGUGCAUCGAUAUUGUUAGGUGCAUAGUGGAUUUCAGAGAUAAAUGCAUUUCUUCCUUCCACGAAUCAGAACAAAAGCUUCUGGCGUUAGAAGAAGCAUCUCUCGCGAAAGAACUGCAAUUGCAUGUGGAGUUUAUUAAAUGUGAUUCCCCAGGAGACAGUGGGUGUAACAGCUACGAACAGGAGGGCGCGAUUACGAAUCUUACCGAUACGGAUAAUGAGGAUGAGGACGCGCCCGCUAAUACAGAAACACAAUCGAUUAGUGAAGAAACAGCGAAAAAUACACUUUCGAAGAGUACUUCAAACAGCGAGGAAGUCGAAAACACUACCACGUGUACGGAAUGCGGAGAAUGUGUUUCCGGCGGAAAACAAAUGCUUACCUAUCACAUGAAAAGCGAUCAUGCCGACGAUGGUGGGCUGCCCAAGAUACGGCAAUGUUUCUUCUGCCCAAAGGCGUAUUCUUCGUACCAGUUGCUAAAAUACCAUCUCAAUUUUCACCCACAAAAGCUGUGGCAAUGUCCGCAGUGUGAUAAGCGCAUCCACAACAAAGCCAGCUUCAUCGAUCACCUUCGGAUACAUGCGAAUGAACGGUAUUACGUUUGCAAGGAAUGUGGAAAACAGUUUACUGCGUUGAAGUACCUUUCCACCCAUAGCCGGGUGCACAAGCGAAAUACGGCGAAUGCAAGCAGCAAAUCGAAGGAUGUUAAGGGAUCUGUGAAGGACACCCCGCUGGAAUCCUUUUCCCAACCUGAACCACUAGCUAGUCCCAUCCAGUCGACUACUUUACUCGAGAAACUAGCUGAACAGGAGCCUGAAACGAAUUUGGCGCAUGUCGACUCCUUACAUUCUCAAGAUCAAAAAGUAAAUCAUCUUCAGAAUGGGACUGAAACAUAUCAAUCAGGGAUGUACGAGUGUGAGGUGUGCGGUAAAAAGCUCAAAACUAAAUCCAACUAUACUAACCACCGUAAAAUGCAUGACCGGAAAGAGACGAAAGCAGAAGAGAAAAUCGUGCCCAUAAGCAGCCAUGAUACGGUACAGCGCCGAGUGUAUCUUUGCAACAUAUGCGGCCACAACUGUGGUUCGUCCAGUAACUUGGGUGUACACUUGCGACGCCACAACGGACAGAGUGUGUGUGAGUGCUCGGUUUGUGGGAAAGGAUUUCCUCGCCGAUCGGAUCUUGUCAUGCAUAUGCGCAAGCAUACGGGCGAAAAACCUUUCAUCUGUCCAACGUGUGGUCGCGGAUUUUCUCGGCUGGAUAAGCUACGCAUUCACACCCGCACACACACCGGUGAGAAACCGUACAAAUGUCCUUGCGGUCGAGCAUACGCUCAGAAAAAUGACCUAAAAACACACCAAAAACGUAACACGUGUGGCCAAAAUUUCGAUAUCGCCAAGCUGCUCACUUCGCAUCGACGGACAAUUUGCAUUAAAUCACCGAAGCAUUCACCGUUUGAUGAUGGUACACAUGAAACGCACAAACAAAAGCAGCAGGACCGUGAUUCAACUUCCAUGCCGGUAGUGUAUUCAACCGGUGCACCAUCAUCUGAGUUGCUGGAAACCACCGAUACGAUGGUGGAUAUAGUGUUCCCGGGAAGCUGGAACAAUUGCAUUACGGCACAUGAUUUUCAGCACCAGGAAGCUGUUGUUACCGAUAGCUAUGAGAAUAGUUCGUACAUUAGUCAAUCGAAGCUUGUAACGUGAUAUUAGUUUUACGCAAAAUCCAUACAUUCUACGAGGUGAUGUUCCGAGGUACCCAUGGAAUACAAACAAAAGACAAAUACGAGCGACA
Messenger RNA from Anopheles stephensi (Asian malaria mosquito), 2122 nucleotides. Its product is annotated as zinc finger protein 2 homolog. Gene Ontology annotation, molecular function: DNA-binding transcription activator activity, RNA polymerase II-specific; RNA polymerase II cis-regulatory region sequence-specific DNA binding; zinc ion binding. The record is from RefSeq and is a predicted model, not a curated record. Lineage: Eukaryota; Metazoa; Arthropoda; Insecta; Diptera; Culicidae. The transcript is spliced from 6 exons. The coding region runs from base 1 to 2034 and encodes 677 amino acids. Gene Ontology annotation, cellular component: nucleus. Gene Ontology annotation, biological process: regulation of transcription by RNA polymerase II.